Messenger RNA from Orbicella faveolata, 789 nucleotides. RefSeq names its product putative per-hexamer repeat protein 5. NCBI's taxonomy places the organism in Eukaryota, Metazoa, Cnidaria, Anthozoa, Scleractinia, Merulinidae. The record is from RefSeq and is a predicted model, not a curated record.
AUGGAAGACUUAAUUUCAGGCUUAAAGCUGGACACUAUGGAGCUUGGGCAGCUGGUAAUCUACGAGACAACAGUUGGUUUCAGAGUACCUAAGGUACGGAGCUGUGAACUUCGAAGUAGUAGUAGAGGCAGCUGCAGCGGCCGUAUCAUUAGCAGUGUCAGCAACAUUAGCGGUAGCGGCAGUGAUCGUGGUAGUGGUAGUGUUCGUAGUACACGUCGUGGUAGCGGUAGAGGUAGUGGAAGUGGUGAUGGUAGUGGUAACAGUAGUGGUUGUGACUAUGGUUGUAGUAGGGAUUUUGAUACACUAAUUGUAGUUGUAGUUGUAUUUGUUGUGGCUGCGGUUGUAUUAGUGGCAGUGGCAGUGCACUGGCAGUGGCAGUGCACUGGCAGUGGCAGUGCNCAGCUUGAGAAUGAUUACAGUGGGGAUGAGACCCACGUACGGAGCUGUGAACGUCGAAGUAGUAGUAGAGGCAGCUGCAGCGGCCGUAUCAUUAGCAGUGUCAGCAACAUUAGCGGUAGCGGCAGUGAUUGCGGUAGUGGUAGUGCUCGUCGUACACGUCGUGGUAGCGGUAGAGGUAGUGGAAGUGGUGAUGGUAGUGGUAGCAGUAGUGGUCGUGACUGUGGUUGUAGUAGGGAUUUUGAUACACUAAUUGUAGUUGUAGUUGCAUUUGUUGUGGUUGCGGUUGUGUUAGUGGCAGUGGCAGUGGUAGUGGUACUCACUCUGGUAGAGGUAGUGGCGGUGGUAGUGGUAAAGGUAGUAGCAGUGGUGAUGGUUAAUGUUGAGAAAUAG